ACUCUGAUUGCUGGGGGAGAUGGCAUUUCUGAUCAAGAGCCGCAAUCCCUGAUUAAUCUGAAGUACAUUGAGUUUGGUCACCUAAACUGAUUCUUGUUCACAGCCUGGUCUGACCAGAUCGGGGAAAUCGAGUCACUUAUUGCCUAAGCCUUGGUUUGAGAUAAGCCAGCCGUGUCAUACACACUCCCAGCAGCCAUGGCUUCUUCAACGGCCUGUGUGUCCAGGGUGAAUGUGUUCAACCCUCUGGUUCAGGGGAACGUGCUCAGUUCAAGAUGUCCUAGCACUGUCCGCCUGGCGGCUCCAGCUUUCAGGCCGUCCCUCCGAGCUUCAGCUCCCGUUACUCCUCGCUGCAGCUUCGAGGACUCGUCUUCGUCAGCAGCAUCUAAGCUCGUCAAACGGAGCACCUCUUCCAUCGUCGCGCAAGCCGCUGAAGGUGCCGCUCCUGCUCCUGCCGCUCCUGCCGCGGAGCCCACUGCCCUGAAGAAGUUUAUUGAGACCCUCACCACCCUCUUCCCACUCUGGGUCAUUCUCGGAACCUGCAUCGGUCUCGUCAAGCCUUCUGCUGUGACAUGGCUCCAAACCGACCUCUUCACAUACGCUCUCGGUUUCCUCAUGCUCUCCAUGGGUCUCACCCUCACCUUUGAGGACUUCCGCCGCUGCCUCCGCAACCCCUGGACGGUCGGAGUCGGCUUCCUUGCUCAGUACUGCAUCAAGCCACUGCUCGGUUACGCCAUUUCUCUGGCUCUGAAGCUCCCCGCUCCUCUGGCCACGGGUCUCAUCCUCGUCUCGUGCUGCCCUGGUGGCCAGGCGUCCAACGUCGCCACCUACAUCUCGCGGGGCAACGUCGCUCUCUCCGUGCUUAUGACCACUGCGUCCACCAUUGGCGCUAUCUUCAUGACUCCCUUCCUCACCAAGAUUCUUGCCGGCCAGCUCGUGCCCGUCGAUGCCAAGGGUCUGGCUCUCAGCACCUUCCAGGUCGUGCUCGUGCCCACCAUCUGCGGAGUCCUCGCUAACGAGUUCUUCAACGACAUCACUAAGAAGAUCACCUUCUUCACCCCGCUUGUUGGCGUCGUUCUCACCACCCUGCUCUGCGCCUCCCCGAUCGGUCAGGUGUCCGAGGUGCUGAAGGCGCAGGGCGCGCAGCUCAUCCUGCCAGUGGCAGCGCUGCACGUGUUUGCCUUUGCCCUGGGGUACUUCCUCUCGAAGGUCUUCAACUUCAGCGAGUCCACCUCCCGCACCAUCUCCAUUGAGACCGGCAUGCAGAGCUCAGCCCUUGGGUUCCUUCUUGCCCAAAAGCACUUCUCCAACCCGCUGGUCGCUGUGCCGUCUGCCGUCAGCGUUGUCUUCAUGGCUCUGGGAGGAAGUGCUCUUGCUGUUUUCUGGCGGAACAACCCACUGCCCAAGGAUGACAAGGAUGACUUCAAGAAGUAGAGGGCCUAACAUUUGUGGAACGUUCGGGGCUGCUAGCCCCUUAUGUUUUUGCUAUCACAAUGUAGACGUUUUCUUGCUUAGAUCAAUGUGCUCAACUUUGCUAUAAGCUCAGCCUAUUUUAUAUGUAUUUUCUGCUAUUCUAUGUCU
Closterium sp. NIES-67 is the source of this 1578-nucleotide messenger RNA. Lineage: Eukaryota; Viridiplantae; Streptophyta; Zygnematophyceae; Desmidiales; Closteriaceae. The record is from the annotation of a GenBank genome assembly.